Messenger RNA from Microstroma glucosiphilum, 2403 nucleotides. RefSeq lists its product as hypothetical. Gene Ontology annotation, biological process: regulation of DNA-templated transcription. The record is from RefSeq and is a predicted model, not a curated record. Bases 1 to 2403 code for a protein of 800 amino acids. The transcript is spliced from 3 exons. Lineage: Eukaryota; Fungi; Basidiomycota; Exobasidiomycetes; Microstromatales; Microstromataceae. Gene Ontology annotation, molecular function: zinc ion binding; DNA-binding transcription factor activity, RNA polymerase II-specific.
AUGCUCAGCCGCAAAAGGAAGUCGAAGUGUGAUGAAAAGGCGCCUUGCUCAUCUUGUAUACUGCGAGGGACAGAAGAGGUCUGCCACUUGCCCGAUAAGCAGACGGCCGCGAACACGUCACGGACAGACUCGCCUGUUGCCUAUACAUCUAGAGCGCAGCUGCAGUCCAGUGGCUCUGGCUACAGAGAGCGUUCUCCGUCCGGAGAGGAAUCCUCCGUCCGGCCAGGUCUAAAACGACAGCGAACGAGUCGGCUGUACGCUGCCACCUCGCCUGGUCAGCAGCUGUCUGAUGCAUAUGAAGAGAUCUCACGCUUGAGACGGGGACUCGAUCGACUGGAAGAUGCGUUCGGGGCAUGCUCGUCUACGACGCCUCCAGCUCCGCUCCCAUUCCAAACUUCCAAGCGGUGGCCCAAGACCGUCUCCUUGACUCGAGAGUCGGAUAGGAUCCCAACGCCAGACCUUUCCUUGGUCAGAGAAGCAACGCGAAUCUUUCCAAGUCGUACAGAUUGCGAGAUCCUCCUCGAGUAUCUCACUCAGGAGACGGAUUGGUUAGUCAACUGUACAACAGCUUAUUGGCUGCAGCCCAUCUGGACACGCUUCGUAUACGGUGGUCGUGUAACACAGACCGAAGUCGCGGUAAUAUCGGCAGCUCUAGCCGUAGCAGCAUUCCUGCUGUCCGAGUCGCCCCACGUCUACUACAUCCUCAGCGAGCCGGCCUCCACGCUACAUCUUCGUCUCUUCCAGCAUACUCUACAGAUACUGCGCUUGGAGAGCGACCUCUUGCGCUUUGGCAAGACUAAUGAUCAGGUCAAGCUAGAUCCUACGAUCGCCUUUGGUCUUGCGCUGGACUACGUGCGGUUCUCUGGCACGAGGCGGAAGGAGGGAUGGAUCCAGCUGCGAGCAUCCAUUCGCAAACGCAUGAUAGAAGGCGGGUUGAUGGAUGAGAGCUCAUCAGUCUGGGAGGCUUGGAACGAAGCCGAAAAGGACGUUGUACGUAGGAUUGUCUGGCAGCUGGUCGUCGAUGAGAGCUGGAGCUCUCUCUACGCGGACCAACGAGGUCAAUAUUCUUCUCACUUCUCUUUGCAAAAGGGCCGCAUUGCCGUACGACAUCCGUAUUGGCUACCCGUUCGACUCGCUAGCGCCUUCGGUCCUGGCCCUCCUCUUUCCGACAGCCCAGAACAUACGGACAUGACAUCUUCUUUCAGACCUGCUGCAAAGAUUACCACUCGUGUUCACCGCUUGAAAGACGAAGAGGAGUCUUCCAAUGCGGCAGAGAUCUCAGAGCUGGCCAUCAUACUGGCCGAGUGGGCAGCUCGAGCCUCCGAGUAUAUCUCGGCGAUCAAGUCCUGGCAGAAGGAGAGUGUGGCGAUGGCUCCGUUCCACCGUGACCAGGAGAGAGAAGCUCUACUCGUGCAGGGCGUGACCCUGUGCGAUCAGAUCAAAGCUUGGCGGGAGAGUAUCCAGCCUGUGGUAUGCGAGCCAGGCGCUCUCGACGCAACAGACUUCCACGACUGCCGGAGGGCGAGUCAGGCCUCGACCAUACACACUGGCGUGCGACAAAUUUUGAAUGCCAUGCUAGCGGCCUGGGUAACCCAGGACCUCGUGGCAGAUGUCUCGUCUCGCACCCUGAUACAGCUGCAGAGAGAAGCAUUGAGUAAUGCAAAGGACACGGUCCGCACCAUCGGUCUCACGCGAACAUUGCUGAGCUGCGGAAUUACGACCUAUUUUGGUUGCUGGGCCGCCUUUAGCUUCUUCAAUGCUGCCACCACGCUGGCUAUUCCCCUCUUGGGAGGUCAAAGGGUGCGCGAGGAGGCCAGAAAGGCGCGUGAAAAGCUCGGCGGAAUCGGCCUUACAGAUCGAUACACGUCGAGCGGCAAGAAGGAGGAUGGUCGUACGCCGACCAAGACAAAGGGACUGCAGCCACCCGCUGGCUCGGCCGCUUCCUCGAUGAUCACAUCAGGAGUUCUGAGCAUGGAUGAGCUGCGCACACUUGCGCCGGACAUUCUGCAGAUCCUGGAGUUCCUACCGAUGAUCCAGACAUCGCCGCUGGGCAAAGAGGCGACUCAGAGACUGGCGUCUCUGGUCGAUGCGUAUGGCAUUGGUGUGCCUGGUAGCGGUACGCACUCUCCUCACGAGCCAUAUGUGGCUUCGACUCCCUCCUCUCACCAGAAUCGUAUGUUGGCGAUGUUUCCACACAGGGAGGAGCCAGCAGACGCCAGAAACGGCUUUGCUCCUGCUGCACCAGCUAUGGCACUCUCCCUUUCUGGUUCCUCCCCGACCUCGGCACCUCUGAAUGCUGUGAGCGCGCCCCUGCAGGACUCGCGAGGGUACGCGGUGCUGGAUUCGCUCGUGGCGUUGGACGACGCGUGGUGGGAUCAGCUGUUUGCCACUACCGAGACGUAA